Messenger RNA from Toxotes jaculatrix (banded archerfish), 2923 nucleotides. It is a transcript of the gene stk39, whose product is annotated as serine threonine kinase 39. Gene Ontology annotation, molecular function: protein serine/threonine kinase activity; ATP binding. Bases 310 to 1827 code for a protein of 505 amino acids. The transcript has 20 exons. NCBI's taxonomy places the organism in Eukaryota, Metazoa, Chordata, Actinopteri, Toxotidae. The record is from RefSeq and is a predicted model, not a curated record. Gene Ontology annotation, biological process: protein phosphorylation.
GCAGUAUGUUGGUAACUUUCUCCUCCAGUCAUCAGACAACCAGACAGUAUAAAGAUGUGAUGGCGCCAUCUACCGGCCGGUGUUAAAAACAUCACCUGUAGUUCUCGCUGCAUGUGACAGAUCAAAUCGUCACACAUACGUGUCACCGUCUCACACAAAGCAGCUGCAAAGUCGCUUUACCUGCCUCUAUAACCCCGUCAGCCUACCGAGAUGAUUCAUGGUGAUUUAGUGUCCUCCUUGUGUGUAUGUGUGUGUGUUCGUCUGUCUGUGAGAGAGGCUGCUAACUAGCGCAUCAUCAUCAUCAUCAUCAUGGCGGAUCAAGGCGAAUCUCCGGCUCCUGUCCUCCACCCGCAACCGGCGCUGACAACCAGCUGGCCAAUUACCCGGGAGUCGUACGAGCUGCAGGAAGUCAUAGGCAGCGGGGCCACAGCUGUGGUGCAGGCAGCCCUCUGUACCCCCAGACAGGAGCGCGUGGCCAUAAAGAGAAUCAACCUGGAAAAAUGCCAGACCAGCAUGGAUGAGCUAUUGAAAGAAAUUCAAGCAAUGAGCCAGUGCAACCACCCCAAUGUUGUCACCUACUACACCUCCUUUGUCGUGAAAGAUGAACUUUGGUUAGUCAUGAAGCUCCUGAGUGGAGGCUCUAUGCUGGAUAUUAUUAAGCACACAAGCAAAGAAGAGGACAAAAAUCGAGCUCUAGAUGAGCCCAUUAUUGCUACUAUAUUAAAAGAAGUGCUAGAGGGCCUGGACUAUCUGCACAGAAAUGGACAGAUUCAUAGGGAUGUGAAAGCUGGGAACAUACUACUGGGAGAAGAUGGAUCUGUUCAGAUUGCAGAUUUUGGAGUAAGUGCAUUCCUAGCUACAGGGGGGGAUAUGACUAGAAACAAAGUACGAAAGACCUUUGUUGGCACGCCAUGCUGGAUGGCACCGGAGGUGAUGGAACAGGUACGAGGCUAUGAUUUCAAAGCAGAUAUAUGGAGUUUCGGAAUUACAGCCAUAGAGUUAGCAACGGGUUCUGCACCCUAUCACCGCUACCCUCCCAUGAAGGUUUUAAUGCUUACCCUACAGAAUGAUCCACCCACUCUAGAGACCGGUGUAGAGGACAAGGAAAUGCUAAAAAAAUAUGGCAAAUCAUUUAGAAAGCUAAUAACUAUGUGCCUUCAGAAGGAUCCUGCCAAAAGGCCCACAGCUGCAGAGCUUUUGAAGUGUAAAUUCUUCCAGAAGGCAAAGAACAAAGAAUAUCUGGUUGAAAAGCUUUUGUGUCGUGCACCAAAGAUUUCCCAGAGAGCUAAGAAGGUGAGGAGAGUCCCAGGCUCCAGUGGUCACCUGCACAAGACAGAGGAUGGAGACUGGGAGUGGAGUGAUGACGAGCUGGACGAGGGAAGUGAGGAGGGCAAGGCAGCGGUGAAUCAGGGCAGGUCACGAAGGGUCAAAGAUGAUGCCAAAGAUAAUGAGGAGAAUGCCAACAAUAUUCCUAUUGAGGGGUUGUCUAUUCAGCAUCCCCAGGUUGAACCGUAUGAGGAUACACCAUACAUUCAAGGUGCUGUGAAUAUGGUACUACGGCUAAGGAACUCUAAAAAGGAGCUGAAUGACAUCCGGUUUGAAUUCACUCCUGGUCGAGACACUGCUGAUGGCGUAUCCCAGGAACUGUUCUCGGCUGGUCUGGUCAAUGGGCACGAUGUGGUUAUUGUUGCUGCCAACCUUCAGAAGAUUGUAGAUGACCCAACUACCUACAAAGUAUUGACCUUUAAGCUGGCGUCCAGCUGCGAUGACACGGAGAUCCCGGACGAGGUGAAGUUGAUCGGCUUUGCACAGCUAAGUGUUAGCUGAUGCUGUCUUCAUGCCUGAAGCAGGUGAGACAGGGGAGACAGUUCAGGGCAGACAGACUGAGGAGCACACCACCACUUCCUGCAACAUCUUCCCCAAUACCCACCCUGAAAACUCACUCUUUCCCUCACCCCUCACUCCUUUCCACCUUCCCUGAAGCCAAACUCCACCACCGCCCCGCCUUCACCUCCUUUAAUGCAGACUUCCCUGCUCACUGCCCCCUGACCUUUAACCUUAACGACAUUCCACCGCCCAGCACACAGACAGGCAUCAGGAUGCAGCCCAGGAACCUAAAUAUGUACUCAGGUGGUGAAAGAAGAUGAUUAAGAUGUAGCUUUGAAUGUUUUAUUUAUUUUUUAUUUUACUCAUUUUUGUUUUACAUCUCGUUACCUCUGUGUUCAGCAAAGCUCUCAUUAUUUAUUGAAAUGAGAAACUAUUUUUUAUUUCUUUUUUCUCUCACGCUGUUUUGUUGCACCCGUGAUGACGAAUUUGCUUUGACUCACAUCUCAUGAACCCACACAUUUAUGGUGUUUGUCUGAGGUCUGUGUCAGAAUGUAAGAUUUAGUUAAUUUAUGGGGACAAGCACAUUUUCAUAACAACAUAAUGAAUGUCUAAAAAGAGAUUGAAUUGUAUUUCUGUGUCAAGACCUGUUUUACAUUGACAAGAAGGGAACCAUUUGCUUGAGUGCGCAGGAAAAAAAAAAAAACAAGACCUGAAUGUUACUGUGUAUAAUUUGCUGCUCUUGACAGUGUUAAUGCUUCAAAAUGCUAGAGGUGCCUUGUUCAUUUUUCUGUGCCUAAGAAAGUAGUCAAUGAGUGAGACCACACAAAGAGCAGAAUCUGCUGAUUUCCAUUUCACUAAUGUAUUACUCCGGCAAAGACACGAUUUUACGUGAAAUAUCUUAAUGAAACAAGCUACAAUGCACUUUUGGGCUGAGUGUGUGGCCACGACAAGCUGAUGCUUAGCCCCUGGAGACAAGUUAACUUGUGUGCUUUCGUUACCAGACACAUAAACCAUAACAGAACCUGUACUCAUGUAAUCCGCUCUGGUUGAUGUGUUUUCGGAUGCCAGGCUAAUAAAUAAAACCACAACAGUUGAA